AUGUCUCGACACGGCGACUACCGUCGCUCGACCGGGGCUCUCGACGAGGACCACUAUUCGCGUGAGCGUCACCGGCACCGUCAUCGUUCACGUGGACCCCCGGUACUUGAGCGUCCCCGACGGGUGGAAGAGGAUGAUCGCUUCGAAUAUCGCCUGCAAGAGGACGAACGUUACGGCCCCCCAGCUCGUCGCUCCGAUGUCUUCUACGAGGAUGACCAUCUAGUCUAUUCUCCCGGCCCCCUGGUAACCUAUCAGCGCCGCCAUGCGGAGAGCCCUCCGCGGCCCCGUCCUCGCAUGACGCGCCGCCAGUCCUCCCUCGACACCUUCGAUCGCGUCCCGUCGCGCAAGGUCGACGAAUACUACUAUAGCGACUACCCCCCGCGCGCACCCCCCAGUCCCCCUCCACCUCCCAUCAGGCGGGGUUCCUUCCAUCGAGCGCGCGAGCCGGACUACUAUGAGGAAAUACGCAUUGCCGAGCCCGAAUACUAUGGCGACGAAGAGUACCGGGAGUUCCGUGAACGAGAUCGGAUUGUCGAACGCCCGCGACGCUCCGCGAGUCGCUUCCGUGAGAGAAUGGUAGAGGAAGUUGACGUUGAGAAGCCAUACCCCCGAAAGGGCAAGACCCGUAUGCCUCGCAAGCUCGCCCAUACCAGCGCGAUCCGCGAGUUUGGCUACCCCUACGAGGAAGAGGGGAGCAUGAUUAUCAUCCAGGUGGCCCUGUCUAAGGAGCAGAUUGACGCAGUCAUCAGUCGGAGUCGCGAGAUCAAGCGCAUGACCGAAACUCGCAUUAUACAUACCUCGUCGUCUCCCGUCCGUGAGAAACGCCGGGAGCGCACGGUAGAGCGAAUCGCCAUGGAGAGCUACACCCCCCGGUCGAGCCAUGAGACGUUGCUCAUCGAACCGUCUCCUUCACGGCACCGAUCCCGAUCGCGCCACCAUCACGACGAGCUCUCGGAGAAGCGAGUGACAAGGACGGUCUCCCGGACGCGCGGGCUGUCGGUCCACAGUCGCCCUCGCCGCCGGUCAUCGCCCGUGCGUAGGGUCGAGCGGUAUGAAGAUGUAGGGCAUUCCAGCAAGGUCCAUGCCGGUCCGAUGGCGAUUGUUGUCCGCCCGCGCGACAGCGACAGCGACGACGAUCUGCGGGAGUACACGCGAAUCGAGCGACGUGGCGGUGGGGAAGUGAUCCGAGACACGGAGUUCAUUGGCGACGGCGAAGAGGAGGAGAUCCUUGAGGUGCGAAAGGAGCGCAAAGUAGCGACUCACAACAUGGACAAGUUCCAAGCCUUCGGAAAGAACCUCAGCGCGAGCUUCUCGCCCUUUGCUGCGCGCACGCAGCAGAUGAUCAAGGAGCAGCUUGGCCAGGCCGAGGAACGCACUCAGCUUCCCGAUGAGUACAUCGAGUUGGAGAAGCGCGUGGAUGCCCUGAAGAUCGUUCACCAGAAGCUCCUCCAGGUGACUUCCCAAUACUCCAACGAAGCCUAUGACUACCCCCCCAACAUCCGCGAAUCGUUCAACGAUCUGGGUCGCACCAUCAACGAGAAGGUCGCCCUCCUGUCGCAGGCCUCCUCGCCCGCCGAGGCCCAGGCCGCCCUGACUGCCCCUCCCUCGGCCAAGCCCCAGCCCAAGACCUUCAACCACGCCAUUGCCCGCGCCUCCCUGGCCGGGUCCCAGACACUGGCGCAGAACUCCCGCAACGAGGAACCCCUCGCCACUGCGCUGGAGAAGUACGCUCUCGCCUCGGAGAAGGUGGGCGAGGCUCGUCUGGCCCAGGACGCCCAGAUCCAGUCGCGCUUCCUGGCGGGAUGGAACACCACGCUGAACACAAACUUGAUGUUCGCCGCGAAGGCGCGUAAGAAUGUCGAGAACGCGCGUCUGAUGCUGGACUCCGUCAAGGCUAGCAAGAAGGCUGCGGCCCGCGGUGACUGGGAUAACUUGAGCGAGGAGGCUCGUGCGGAGAUCGAGCAGGCGGAGGAUGAGUUUGUCGGACAGACUGAGGAGGCUGUGAGCGUGAUGAAGAAUGUCCUUGACACUCCGGAACCCCUGCGCAACCUGGCCGAUCUGAUCGCGGCGCAGCUAGAGUACCACAAGCGGGCGUAUGAGAUACUCAGCGAGCUGGCUCCUGUUGUCGAUGGCUUGCAGGUGGAGCAAGAGGCGAGCUACCGGAAGAGCCGUGAGGGAGCGUGAUUCGGGUCCAGUAGGCUUUAUUUGCUGCUCUUCUGUCGUCCUUGAUAAUGCUGCCAUCAGUAUUGUUGUUCUUGUUACGUUUUCUCCUGUGAUUGGACACCUAGCCUCUUUUACCCUGCCCUCAUCCCUUUGCCUUGUGUGAAAUUGUUUGAUAUCCCUCGAUGUGUGGAUCUGCUGGGUUAGUUGACUGCUUGAUGCGUAUGGUACUAGCCUGAAUCCAACCCGGAUACUGUAGAUAAAUACCACUCUUAAGCGUAUAUACAGCUGUGGAUAUUUCUAUCCACGGCAAAUAGAGUGGUAGACAUGCC
Molecule: messenger RNA, 2492 nt
Organism: Aspergillus heteromorphus CBS 117.55
Lineage: Eukaryota; Fungi; Ascomycota; Eurotiomycetes; Eurotiales; Aspergillaceae
Product: BAR domain-containing protein
Exons: 8
Coding region: 1-2184 (727 amino acids)
Cellular component (GO): cytoplasm
Molecular function (GO): protein binding
Source: RefSeq, a predicted model, not a curated record